CUCUAAGGAAUGAGCCGUGAGGGGGGCGUGUCCGGUGUAGAGGGUGUGUUUGCGCUCUAGCGGCUUCUUCCUGCGUUGUACCCUUCACAGGCCGCCCCGGUGUCCGAGAGGAAGAGAGAGCGGCGAGUGAUGAGGCGGAGCCCGGCUACAGGAGAGCGCUGAGCCCGCUGGGUGUGAUAUGAAGGUGUGCUCACCCCCGCCCGGCCUGCAUCGCAAUGUCCCUUUUGUUUGCAAGAUCAACGCCGAAAAUAUCCAGCAAGAAAGACAAGAGAUUCAUGGCUGAAGUCAACGCCUCUCCGCUCAAGCACUUUGUUACCGCCAAGAAGAAAAUCAAUGGCAUCUUCGACCAGCUUGGCGCCUACAUUCAGGAGAGCUACAACUUCCUGGAGGAAACCUAUGAGAAUGCAGAACUGGACCCUGUCGCCUCAGAAGAGCAGGUCCUUGAGGUUAAGGGGUACCUUACCAAUGUCAAGGGCAUCAGUGAGGUGCUGGCACGGCGCCACAUGAAAGUGGCCUUUUUUGGAAGGACAAGCAAUGGCAAAAGCACUGUGAUAAACGCCAUGCUGUGGGACAAAGUCCUGCCCUCUGGUAUCGGUCACACCACUAAUUGUUUCCUGCGGGUGGAGGGAACGGAGGGCAGUGAGGCCUAUCUCCUGACCGAAGGAUCCGAGGAGAAGCAGAGUGUCAAGACUGUGAAUCAUUUGGCCCACGCUCUUCAUCAAGAUGAUCUCCUGGAUUCUGGCUCCCUGGUCAGCGUCAUGUGGCCAAAUUCCAAGUGUUCCCUCCUGAAGGAUGACCUGGUGCUAAUGGACAGCCCCGGUAUUGAUGUGACUACAGAACUGGACAGCUGGAUAGACAAGUUCUGCUUGGAUGCCGAUGUCUUCGUCUUGGUGGCAAACUCGGAGUCCACCCUCAUGCAGACCGAAAAGCAGUUCUUUCAUAAGGUGAACGACCGCCUGUCACGGCCAAACAUCUUUAUUUUGAACAACCGCUGGGAUGCAUCUGCUUCAGAACCAGAGUAUAUGGAUGAGGUGCGACGUCAACACAUGGAGCGGUGUACCAGUUUCCUGGUGGAUGAGCUGGGUGUUCUGGACCGGACCCAGGCUAGCGAUCGCAUAUUCUUUGUGUCCGCCAAAGAGGUGUUGAAUGCUAGAAUACAGAAAGCUCAAGGAAUGCCGGAAGGAGGUGGAGCAUUGGCUGAAGGGUUCCAAGUUCGCAUGUUUGAAUUUCAGAACUUUGAAAGAAGGUUUGAGGAGUGCAUUUCGCAGUCAGCUGUGAAAACCAAAUUUGAGCAACAUACGAUGAGAGCCAAACACAUAGCCGAGGUUUUACGGCAAAUCAUGGAGUCUGUGCACGUGGCGGCCCAGGAACAGAGAGUUUAUUGCCUGGAAAAGCGGGAAGAAUUCAGAGACAGAUUGGAGUUCAUUGAGAAACAACUGGAGCUCCUCAGCGAGGACUACAGACUGAAAAUCAAGCAGAUCACAGACGAGGUGGAACGACAGGUGUCCAACGCCAUGGCCGAGGAGAUCCGCCGUUUGUCUGUGCUGGUGGACGAGUUCCAGUUGGAGUUUCACCCUUCUCAAGUUGUCCUCAAGGUUUACAAAAAUGAGCUUCACCGGCACAUUGAGGAGGGGCUGGGGAGGAACCUGUCCGAUCGAUGCUCCAGUACCAUUUCCGUGUCACUGCAGACCACACAGCAGGAGAUGAUCGAGGGCCUUCUGCCUCUCCUUCCUUCUUCCUCCAGAACACAGAUGGACCUGCUGAUUCCUCGCCAAUGCUUUAACCUUAGCUAUGACCUGAGCUGUGACAAGCUUUGCGCCGACUUCCAGGAGGACGUCGAAUUCCACUUCUCUAUGGGCUGGACGAUGCUUGUCAACCGGUUCCUAGGACCUAAAAAUGGUCGCCGUGCCCUGAUGGCCUACAACGACCAGAUGCCUCGAAAUAUGCCUUUAACCCCAGUAAAUCCCAGCAUGCCUCCGAUGCAGCAAGGUGCCAUGACACAGGAAGAACUGAUGGUUUCCAUGGUAACUGGGUUGGCGUCGCUGACGUCCCGGACAUCCAUGGGUAUUCUAGUGGUGGGAGGUGUGGUCUGGAAAGCCGUAGGCUGGCGUCUUAUUGCCUUGUCGUUUGGACUUUAUGGACUUUUGUAUGUCUACGAACGUCUCACCUGGACCACCAAAGCGAAAGAACGCUCCUUCAAACGCCAGUUUGUGGAAUACGCAGCUGAGAAGUUGCAGCUUAUUGUCAGCUACACGGGAUCCAACUGCAGCCACCAAGUCCAACAGGAGCUGUCCGGCACCUUCGCCCACUUGUGUCAGCAGGUGGACGUAACCCGGGAGAACCUGGAGCAGGACAUAGCCGCUCUCAAUAAGAAGAUCGAGGUCUUGGAUGGCUUGCAGAGCAGAGCUAAACUAUUGAGGAAUAAGGCCGGCUGGCUGGACAGUGAACUGAACAUGUUCACUCACCAAUACUUACAGCAGAGCCGAUAGGACGUCCGGUAUCUUCAUAUAAUCACAAUAUUUCCAAUACGUUUUUCUUCUCUACCUUUCUCACACCUUAUCUGUGGUAUACAUAGGAACUGUGUACAGGGAUCACCGGGGGGGCUCUGUCCUUCCAUCACCACCCCUGCCAUCUUCUGGAAGUUUUAUCAUUUCAUGCAGCUCCUAACCUGCUGCUGGGAAGAUGAAGAGGUGUCUGGGAAAGAUUUGGAUGCUGCUUUGGCAACAACACUUAACAGAAUGAAAAUUUGGCAAGUGGCACGGGUAACAUUGGGGGUAGAAUGUUGGACCUCGGGUGUAUGAUGUCUCUGCUUCCUGUAUCAAUCAGCGCUGUGCCAAGAGCGCCAUUCCAGAUUGUAGAUUUCCAAUUGGAGUUUGGAAAUAAAUAACAGAAUAGAUAUAUGGAUAAUACGUAACCCAAUCCAUAAUCUUCACCAACUUCACAAUGUGGGUGAAUCUGUCUUAUUGAGUUAAUGUUUGGCCUAUCAGUUCCCAGAGUGACAUCACUGAGGUACGUCCAGGCUCCAUGUGAAUUGGUAGGCUGGUUAUUGACCAACCGUCAGCUAUAUAGCAAACCCUAUUGAAUUUGGACUCUUUUAGAGUUGGCAAUCUAAUUUAUAUUUUGUUUCUGUAAUUUAUAGAAUGUGUGUGUGGUUUU
This is a messenger RNA of Rana temporaria (common frog), 3156 nucleotides long. It is a transcript of the gene MFN2, whose product is annotated as mitofusin 2. Gene Ontology annotation, molecular function: GTPase activity; GTP binding. Gene Ontology annotation, biological process: mitochondrial fusion; mitochondrion localization. Gene Ontology annotation, cellular component: mitochondrial outer membrane. The record is from RefSeq and is a predicted model, not a curated record. NCBI's taxonomy places the organism in Eukaryota, Metazoa, Chordata, Amphibia, Anura, Ranidae. The coding region runs from base 216 to 2489 and encodes 757 amino acids. The transcript is spliced from 18 exons.